Messenger RNA from Thalassophryne amazonica, 1792 nucleotides. It is a transcript of the gene trim59, whose product is annotated as tripartite motif containing 59. The transcript has 4 exons. Bases 260 to 1534 code for a protein of 424 amino acids. Gene Ontology annotation, cellular component: centrosome; intraciliary transport particle B; cilium. The record is from RefSeq and is a predicted model, not a curated record. NCBI's taxonomy places the organism in Eukaryota, Metazoa, Chordata, Actinopteri, Batrachoidiformes, Batrachoididae. Gene Ontology annotation, molecular function: zinc ion binding. Gene Ontology annotation, biological process: cilium assembly.
GAGGCCGGUGAUUCCAUAAUUUUUGCCAGGGGUUGUAUUUGCGUGUGACCGGUGGCAUUGUGUUUGGCUUAAUAGUUUGGAGUUGGGUUAACUUGAGCUUCAGUUUUCAGUAUUGUGUGCUUUUCUUUUUUGUGUGCAUAUUCAGUGCAGCUUGAAACUGUAAGACUUAACAGUUAUUAUGAUAUUGACUUUUGCAGGUGAAGCGUGUUGAUGAUUUGCUCUCUAAUCUGUCAACGCUGAACCUGCAUUUGUCUCCAUCAUGGACAACCUGGAGGAGGAUCUGACAUGCUCGGUGUGCUACUCCCUGUUUUCUGACCCACGGGUCCUGCCGUGUUCGCACACCUUCUGUAAGAAGUGCCUGGAAAAUUUGCUUCAAGUGUCCACCAACUAUCUCACCUGGCGUCAGCUGGGGCCGCUAAAAUGCCCCCAGUGUCGCAGUGUGGUGGAAGGAUCCAUUGACGCUCUACCCACAAAUGUAACGCUGCGGGCCAUCAUUGAGAAAUACCAGAAAGACAGUGAACCGCGGCCUCCGUCUUGUGAGGAGCACCACAGGCAGCCUCUGAAUAUGUACUGCAUUCAGGAUUGUCAGCUGAUCUGUGGCUUGUGUCUGACUGUGGGGAAGCACCAGGGACACCCAGUUGAUGACCCGCAGACAGCCUUCAGCAGAGAAAAGCAGACACCAUCUCAACUGCUAGCAAAACUCUCUGAGCAUCGGUGGGCAGAGGUGUGUGAGCUGGCAGAGCAGCUGGAGCAGGAGAAAGCCCACUGUGAGGGCUGGCUGAAGGAGGGCCGCCUACAAGUCAUUCAGUUUUUUCGGAAUCUGGAGCAGGUCUUGGCCAGGAAGAGAGGAGCUUUUCUCGAGGCCCUGGAUGAGGCUGGAGCUGAGGUUUCGCGGACCUAUGACCCACUCAUCCACAUGGUGAAGGAGCUGCAGGAGGAACAGUUGGAUCUUGUGUCAUUGGGCUCAUUGUUGGAAGAAGAGGACUCACCCCUGAUCUUCCUGGAGAAGGUGGAUUUGUUCAGAGAGCGAGUGGAGGCGAUCAUCAAAGCCCCCCUGCCCUCAGUGAUCCGCCUGUCCAUUACUCCGCAGAUGGCACAAUAUCUUCAGGAGCACUGGCCAGGUCUGACCAUUGGGGAACUGGAGGAAGCGCCCGUCCCCAAAGUGUGCUGCUGUGCAAGGUGUGGCAGUCUGAAAGCGAGCACAGACUCAGAGGGUCGUUGUGGUCAGACUGACAGCUGGGGUCAGCGUCUGUGGUGGGGCCGGCGACCUUUGUCCAUCGUGGUACUGCUAGCGCUGCUGCUGCUGCUCACAGUGCUGUGGCUCAAGCCCGGCGGCGGAGCAUCUCUGGGUUUCUCUUUGCUCUCGUGCUUGAGUCAGCUGGUCCACAUGAGCAGCAAACUGAUCAUGUCUUUUAAGGACACGGCGUGGUCAUCAUACUCAAUGAUGGAGGCGGCUGCAGCAAGGUGGAGCUCCAACCUUUUCUCUGCAGUAGAAGAAGCACUUCAGCAACUGACUGAUGUUCUCAAAACAUAAGGUUCACUGGAUCCACAAACCCCCAGUAGUCACCUAAAAGCUGAGAAAGCCUCCUCCAGUCUGCUGAUGGUGAAACAAAAUACUGCUAGGCUUUUCAAACUGUAAAUAAUGACUGAACAGAUGCCAGAUAAAUAUUUACAUUUUAACUGAGAUUGAAACAUUCAGGGUUUGAGACUUAACUUCAGAUUGUGUAUUAACCACAAUGCAUUGCAGCUACUUUUCCUCACAACUUGUUAUAUUAAAAACCUUAAUAAUCAA